Messenger RNA from Calliphora vicina (urban bluebottle blowfly), 1491 nucleotides. It is a transcript of the gene yip2, whose product is annotated as yippee interacting protein 2. The record is from RefSeq and is a predicted model, not a curated record. NCBI's taxonomy places the organism in Eukaryota, Metazoa, Arthropoda, Insecta, Diptera, Calliphoridae. The transcript has 5 exons. Gene Ontology annotation, molecular function: acyltransferase activity, transferring groups other than amino-acyl groups. Gene Ontology annotation, cellular component: mitochondrion. Bases 120 to 1316 code for a protein of 398 amino acids.
ACCAUCGAUAUAACAGACGUUAUUUGCUAGUCAUAGGAUUUGGACGGCAAAUAAUUUAUAAACGAAUUAAAUAAAUUUUUUACUUUGAAAGUAGAUAUUUUAAUAGAAAGUGUAGUAAUAUGUCUGCCGUUACAAAAGGAGUUUACAUUGUUGCCGCUAAGCGCACAGCUUUCGGCACAUUCGGAGGGGCUUUGAAGAAUAUCAAUCAAACUCAAUUGCAGACCACAGCUGCCAAAGCAGCUAUUGCUGCUUCAGGCUUGAGUCCUGAGCAAGUUGACACUGUUGUCAUUGGACACAUUAUGUCAUCAUCAUCUACAGAUGGUACAUACAUGCCUCGUCAUGUCUCCCUCGGUUGCGGUGUGCCAGUCGAAAAACCUGCUCUUGGUGUUAACCGCUUGUGUGGUUCCGGUUUCCAAUCUAUCGUCAACGGUGCUCAAGAUAUAAUUAUGGGUAGUGCCAAAGUAUCUCUCACUGGUGGUGUAGAGAAUAUGUCCCAAGCUCCAUUUAUUGCACGCAAUAUUCGAUUUGGUACAUCCUUGGGUACCAACUACAAUUUGGAGGAUUCAUUGUGGGCUGGUCUUACAGAUACCUAUUGCAAAUUGCCCAUGGCUUUAACUGCUGAAAACUUGGCCGAUCAAUAUAAAAUUUCUCGUGAACGUGUUGAUGAAUUCUCUUUGCUCUCACAAAAGAACUGGGAGAAGGGUCUGAAUGAAGGAGCUUUCAAAUCGGAAAUCACACCUAUUAAAUUGAAGGUGAAAGGCAAGGAGGUUGAUUUUGUUGUUGAUGAACAUCCUAGACCAAAGACUACACUCGAAGGUUUGGCUAAAUUGUCACCUUUGUUCAAAAAGAACGGUGUCGUUACUGCUGGUACCGCUUCGGGUAUUUGUGAUGGUGCUUCAUCUGUUGUUAUUGCUUCAGAGGCUGCACUUAAGGAAUAUAACUUGAAACCUUUGGCCCGUUUAGUAGGCUACUCAUAUGUUGGUUGCCCACCAGAAAUUAUGGGCAUUGGUCCUGUAUCUGCCAUUCAAAAUGUUUUGAAAGUCAGUGGUCUUAAGAUGGAAGAUAUCGAUUUGUUUGAAAUUAACGAAGCCUUCGCCGCCCAAACACUUGCCUGUGCUGAUGCUCUUGGCUUAGAUAUGAAUAAAUUGAAUGUCAAUGGUGGUGCCAUUGCUUUGGGUCAUCCUUUGGGUGCCAGUGGUAAUCGUAUUAUUGGUCACUUAACCCAUGAGUUGCAACGUAAGAAGCUCAAGUACGCCAUCGGUUCAGCUUGUAUUGGCGGUGGUCAAGGUAUUGCUUUGUUGAUUGAAUCCUGUUAAAUAGUAAUCUAAGUUUUUGUUAAAAUGAUUUUGCAUUUAUAAAACCUUAAAGGUCCAAACAAAAAACAAAACCAUUAGUAUAAGUUUAUUUAAAUGUCUGUUAAUACAUAGUAUCUUUUUUAUAAUUAAAUUUUUAAUACAUUCUGAAAAUAUACAUAUGAUAUACACAAACAGA